This is a messenger RNA of Penicillium taxi, 969 nucleotides long. RefSeq lists its product as uncharacterized. Gene Ontology annotation, molecular function: oxidoreductase activity, acting on paired donors, with incorporation or reduction of molecular oxygen; monooxygenase activity; heme binding. Lineage: Eukaryota; Fungi; Ascomycota; Eurotiomycetes; Eurotiales; Aspergillaceae. The transcript is spliced from 5 exons. The coding region runs from base 1 to 969 and encodes 322 amino acids. The record is from RefSeq and is a predicted model, not a curated record.
AUGAUGCUUCACCAGAUUUCGAACUUCAACACCCUCAUAGGGCAAUUCAGUGAUAAGCCGGUGGAUCUCGUCCCUAAUUGCCGCGCUCUGGAAGCAGAUAUAGUUUCAAAAUUUGGAUUUGGAAAAUCAAUCGGAGCAAUUGAAUCUCUAAAAAGCGGCCAAAAAUUGCAAAUAGUCGAAGAAAACGACCACAAGUCUACACAGAUGUCACUGUGGGCAGAUGAGCAACUGACCGCGGCAAUGGAUCCCAAAAGAAACACUGAAUUAUCUUUCCUCGGUGUUAUGGCUGGGUCUCGAUUUCCUGCGCAGUCAGCUCUUUCAGAAGCCAAGGAGAUGCUUGGACCUGGAACAGAUACGACAUCAGCUACCCUGGCUCAUAUAUUAUGGGCUCUUUCUCUUGACCGAGCGUUCCAGGAGGAUCUUGUUUCCGAACUGGAAUCUUCGAAUUGGCCUACAGACAUGACAGAACUUGAGUCUCUCCCCAAAUUGGUCGCGUGUGUGAAGGAGGGCAUAAGAUGGACAGGGGCAGCAGCCGCUAUGCUUCCGAGGAUUGUACCGAAAGGGGGAUGCGAACUUGAAGGAAUAUAUGUUCCAGGCGGAACAAUGGUCUCUAGCUCUCCGAUCUGGUAUCUUAGAGAUGAAGAUGCUUUCCCUGAGCCUGAUCUAUAUAGGCCAAGUCGAUGGCUGGCAAAAGAUCAGCAUGCAGUCGCUCCUCUCAACAAGGAAUAUUAUAUUCCAUUCUCCAGAGGCCCAAAUGUUUGCAUUGGUAUUCAUUUUGCAUACCUGGAAUUAUUUUUGUCAGUUUCCCAGAUUCUGAAGCUAUAUCGUUUGGAGCCUGUCGAUAAGCUGGCAAUGAACACCAAUAUUGAGGCGAUUUUGCCCCCACGAUUGGAGUUCGUUGCGGCUAUACCUAAAUGUUCUCUGCGGGUGAUACUGCAAGACAGAUAUCCGAAAAGGCCUUCUGAGUGA